Molecule: messenger RNA, 1848 nt
Organism: Glossina fuscipes
Lineage: Eukaryota; Metazoa; Arthropoda; Insecta; Diptera; Glossinidae
Gene: UGP
Product: UTP--glucose-1-phosphate uridylyltransferase
Exons: 9
Coding region: 262-1797 (511 amino acids)
Biological process (GO): UDP-alpha-D-glucose metabolic process; glycogen metabolic process
Cellular component (GO): cytoplasm
Molecular function (GO): UTP:glucose-1-phosphate uridylyltransferase activity
Source: RefSeq, a predicted model, not a curated record
UGAAAACUUCUCGUUCAAUUCUAUUAUUGUAAUAGAAAAGGAAAAGGAAUUUGACAACCAAUGAGUAAAAAAUACGAUAAAAUUUAACAGAAAAGUAAAAUUCCGAUAUUUUUUGAUUUUAAUGUGUUCUUUCGACUUUAUGGCGUUUACGUCUUGAUUGGUGGCUUAAGUUUUCGAAAGCUUCAGUGAUAUACCGCAACGAGAAUCUUUUAUACAACCAUUAGUUUUACAACGUGCUCGAAUAAAAUUUAAACAUUAAGAAUGUUGAAUACGCCGGGUGAUGCAAAGGUUUGUGGACAUCAAAGAGUUCCCUCCGAUUCGAAAGAAUUUCUUGAAGUCACUAAGCGAGAUGCGUUAAGGCUUUUGGAAAAUGAUUUAGAUCGAUUGCUGCUCUCAGCAAUGCCAGAGAGACGAGCUUCGUUGCAACAGGAAAUGGCUCGUUUUGUAGAUUUAUUUAGGCGGUUUCUACAAGAAGAGGGUCCUUCAAUUGAUUGGGAUAAGAUACAAAAGUUACCAGAAAAUGCAGUUAUGGAUUAUAGCAAAUUAAAAUCUCCCAAUACUGAUAAAGUGCAAAUGAUGCUCGAUAAAUUGGUGGUUGUAAAGCUUAAUGGUGGUUUGGGUACAUCGAUGGGUUGCCACGGACCGAAAAGUGUGAUACCAGUGCGGUCAGAUCUUACAUUUCUCGAUUUGACCGUACAACAAAUUGAGCACCUGAAUAAAACCUACAAUGCCAAUGUACCGCUUGUACUAAUGAAUUCUUUCAACACAGACGAGGAUACUGAAAAAAUUAUACGUAAAUAUAAAGGUUUUCGAGUGCAAAUAUAUACGUUUAAUCAAAGUUGUUUUCCUCGCAUAUGUCGCGAAUCAUUUUUGCCGAUUGCGAAGGAUUGUAACGUAGAUAAGGACAUUGAAGCUUGGUAUCCACCCGGUCAUGGGGACUUUUACGACACCUUCCGUAAUUCUGAUUUGCUUAAGCAAUUUAUAGAUGAAGGCCGUGAAUAUUGCUUUUUAUCUAACAUUGAUAAUCUUGGCGCUACUGUUGAUCUGAAUAUUUUAAAUAAAUUAGUGGGUGAAGAGUGCUUAGACAAGCCCGUCGAAUUUGUUAUGGAAGUUACUGAUAAGACCAGAGCUGAUGUUAAGGGUGGCACACUUAUCCAAUUUGAGAAUAAAUUGCGUUUGCUUGAAAUCGCUCAGGUCCCUAAAGAACGUGUUGAUGAAUUUAAGUCGGUAAAAACCUUCAAAUUUUUCAACACCAAUAACAUAUGGGCUAAAUUGGAUGCCAUCGAUCGGGUUUGUCGUCAUCAUACCUUGAACAUGGAAAUCAUUGUUAAUAAUAAAACGCUUGAAAAUGGUUUGCGCGUAGUUCAAUUGGAGACAGCUGUGGGCGCUGCCAUGAAAUGCUUCGACGGUUCUAUUGGCAUUAAUGUUCCUCGCUCUCGCUUUUUGCCCGUGAAAAAGACGUCAGAUUUGUUUCUCGUCAUGUCGAAUUUGUAUAAUUUGAAAAAUGGAAGUUUGGUUAUGUCGCCGCAACGUAUGUUUCCUACCACUCCGCUCGUGAAAUUGGGUGAAAAUCAUUUUGGAAAAGUCAAAGAAUUCUUAGGGCGUUUUGCUAAUAUCCCGGAUAUCAUUGAAUUAGACCAUUUGACCGUAUCGGGUGAUGUCACGUUCGGCCGUGGUGUAUCACUCAGGGGCACUGUUAUUAUUAUUGCUAAUCACGGUGAUCGUAUUGAUAUACCUGCUGGUGCUAUUUUGGAAAAUAAAAUUGUUUCGGGCAACAUGCGUAUUUUGGAUCAUUAAUCCUGUUCUGAUUUUAAUUUUUCGUUUAAAUUUUCAAUUUUGUUAAAAUUU